AUGGAGACACGCAGCGCGUUAGCGCACGAAGGCUACGCCGUAGGAUGGAUCUGUGCUCUGCCGAUGGAGAUGGCGGCCAGUCAGGCUCUCUUAGACGAGCGGCACCCCGUCCUUGCACAGAACCACAAUGAUCACAACUCCUAUACGUUGGGUCGAAUUGGCGUACACAAUGUUGUCAUGACAUGCUUACCAAGAGGCGGAACCGGAACCGUAUCCGCAGCCAUCGUGGCCACCGAGAUGGCUUCCAGCUUUAGAAACUUGCAGUUCGUUCUGCUUGUGGGUGUGGGUGUGGGUGUCCUAGGAGCUGAGUGUGACAUUCGGCUCGGGGACGUGGUAGUCAGCCAUACAGGACCGAAUCAUGGCGGCGUUGUGCAGUUCGACUUCGGAAAGGCAAUGCAAGAUGGCAAGUUUGUGCCCACCAACAUGUUGGACAGGCCACCACGUAUCCUCCUUGCGGCUGUCUCACAGUCCGCUCCAAUCACGCCCGGGGCGAGUCUGCGCUCUCGGGCUACCUCCAACAAAUCCUCGGGAAAUCAGGUAAUGCGGCACGCAAUGACGAGAGAUCGCCUCAGAGAUGAAAUAAGCAUGGCAUGUUUCGAAAUGGGGGCUGCAGGAUUGAUGGGCCAAUUGCCUUGUUUGGUCAUACGUGGAAUCUGUGACUACGCCGACUCACACAAGAACAAGACGUGGCAGUCAUAUGCCUCUGCAGUCGUUGCAUCAUAUGCCAGAGAACUUCUCAGCAUAAUCCCAAACUCGACAGACGCCCACCCACAGGUUCGCACCAAUACAUUUGGUUCAGAGUCACUUAAAUGGAGAGGGAAACAAUGCGAGAACAAACAAGAUGAUGGAAGAAAAUAUGAUCCCUUGCAGUCACCAGAAGUUGUCUCAAGCUUCCUUCCUGGGCUCGUCAGCCGCUUUCAAGGCUGUAUCCAGAGUUUCCCUGAACUAUUUCUCCCCCAGGAUGCCUCGCCGCCGUUUAGGCUGACCUGGGAGAAACUAGAACUCGAAAAGGUCCUGCUUCUUCAAUGGGCAGCCAGGGUUCAUCUUCUUGAUGAUCGGUAG
Messenger RNA from Clonostachys byssicola, 1062 nucleotides. Lineage: Eukaryota; Fungi; Ascomycota; Sordariomycetes; Hypocreales; Bionectriaceae. The record is from the annotation of a GenBank genome assembly.